AUGACAGAGGACAACAAUACUACUAUCGACAUUGAAAAGGCAACUCUGGAACAGAAAGCAGCUCUGGAACAGAGUGAAAAGACACCCACUUAUACUGUAUUCUAUCGAGGUUGUGCUCUUGCACUACUCAUUAUUGUGAUUACCGGAAUCAUCCUUGGGGUAUCUAGUACAAACAACGAUCCAUUGAAACUACCCCAGCUGCGACCGGCUCCAGCGACUACAAAGCUCUCCAAUUCCACAGAAGCUCCCAUCACUGGCCAAACAACAUCAGCUCCAACCCUGGGACUCGUCAUCACCACUGUCCCUACAUCUGCUCCUGUGAAAGCUACAGAAGCUCCUAUCAGCCAAACAGCACCAGAUCCGCCCCUCGGACUCGUCACCACAACUGCCCCAACAUCAGCUCCCGUGGAAGCUACCACCGCCCCAAUUCCUGCAGUAAUGACGACUCCAACAUUGCCUCCAACAUCCGGUCAACUGGAUGUUCAAGCAUUCAUUGAUGCUAAAGUAGCCCAAGGCGAGACACACAUCAUCAUCCCACCUGGGAGACAUUACAUCGAUCCUCAGCAUAACAACGGAAAAGUACAUUUGCACCUGCAAAACUUGCAAGAUAUUGUCAUUGAUGGUAUGGGCGAGGCUGAAAUUGUGUGCACCAAAACUACCCGGGCGAUUACACUAUGGGGCUGCCAGAACGUCACCUUGAAGGGAUUGAUUGUGGAUUACGAUCCUUUGCCGUUUUCGCAAGGUAGAAUUGAAAGCAUCUCGGAUGACCAACUAAAAUUGACCGUUUCCAUGAUUGAUGGAUAUCCAGCCGCUGAUAGCCUCAAAGAAACUGGCAAGAUCGAGAUCUACGAUUCCGCUACUGAUGAACUUACUACACCCACAUACUAUGGAGUAACUGUCGGUAUGGCUGAUGAAAGUGGAAAGAAUGUUAUCGUGACGAAAAAACCCAAUCAUGUACCUCUUUCAGCAGAGAAGGUGGGCGACAUUGUGGUGUUUGGUUCAUCCAAUAUUGUGAAUCCUAUUCCCCAUGCAAUCUUCGCCAAGGACUCCGCGGGUUUGCUUUUUGAAGGAGUCAAGGUAUAUGCAUCCAACAUGUUUGGUUUUCUGGAGAACGAUUGCACUUCCUCAGGAUACAUCGGCUCGGUUGUUGACCGUCGACUACCCGAGGACGACAUCAAGCAACGUGGGUAUCGCCGAUUGCGCAGUGCAAAUGCGGAUGCUUUUCAUUCGAAACAUGCACCUAUCGGACCAAGAUUCCAAAAUAUCAUUGCCCGCUACAAUGCUGAUGACGGAAUCGCCGUCAACGGCCACUACCAUUUGAUUUCAAAUGUUCCGUCUAGUUUGGACAAUACGAUUCGAGUCAUUGGAAAGAAUGAUGAAGUACCGAAUCUAUCCGAGGGCGAUAUGGUGGAGUUGGUAAAGUACAGCGGUGAACGCAUUGAGAACGCCAAGAUUGUAUCCUUCGAUUCAGAGACUACGUAUGCACUGGAUCAAGCCGAGAAAGACUUUCUCGGUGCACAAACCUUCUCUGGUCGGGUAAAACUUACCAAUUUUGCUACCAAGGUAUACACGGUGACAUUGGACCGCGCUAUUGACGUACCAAUGGGGAGUCUAAUCGCCUCUACCAACCGACUUGGCAAUGGUUUCCGAGUGGAAGACUGUAUCAUUGGGCCAAACAGAGCUCGAGGAAUGCUUCUUAAGGCUAGUGACGGUGUAGUUACUGGGAAUAUUGUUCAAGACACUUGGUUGGCCGGAAUCAUGCUCGCUCCAGAGUACUCUUGGCUCGAAGCAGGCAGUGGAACCAAUCUUCUGAUCGCCAACAACACCAUUACGAGAGCCCAUGACGUUGCCAUCAGUGUGCAUGCAGAGGGUGGGGACGGUACAGUCGCUCCAGCUGGGGCACAUGGAAGAAUCAUAAUAGAAGACAACCGGAUUGUGGAUUCGUCCAUGCCGGCCAUUGCUGUGACAUCGACCAGUGAGUUAUUCUUAUUUCAAAAUACUAUUGAAGGCGCCAACAACGACUAUGUUCCAGGGUGGAAAAGGGAAGACUUUGGCCGACAAGAGGACCCAGGACGACAAAUAUACUUGGAGAAUGUAGCGAGUGUUCGAAGUACAUUUGCUGAAUGA
This is a messenger RNA of Cylindrotheca closterium, 2127 nucleotides long. Lineage: Eukaryota; Bacillariophyta; Bacillariophyceae; Bacillariales; Bacillariaceae. The record is from the annotation of a GenBank genome assembly.